CCAUUCCCCUUCAUCUCUCCGGUUGCUAUCCUGUCCAGUCUCCACCACCACCACCCAAGAAGCCAAGGCGGAGGAGGGGAGCCGGCCGGCCAACGCGCCACCAACCCCCCGCCCAGCAACGAUGCCGCAGCUGAGCCUGACCACCAACGUGCCCGUCGACGCCGUCGUCGCCUCCGACAUCAUCAAGGACUGCUCCAAGGCGCUCGCCAGGGUCAUCGGCAAGCCCGAGUCGUAUGUCAUGGUCUCGAUCAACGGGUCGGUGCCCAUGUCGUUCGCCGCCAGCGAGGAGCCGGCGGCCUACGGCGAGCUCAUGUCCAUCGGCGGCAUCGGCCCCGGCGUCAACGGCAAGCUGAGCGCCGCUCUUGCCGAAAUCCUCGAGACCAAGCUCUCCAUCAGUAGGUCCAGGUUCUACAUCAAAUUUGACGAUGUCAAGGGAUCCAAUUUGGGAUUCAACGGGUCGACAUUCUGAAGCUAGGUGUGUCGGAGUGGAUUACUGCGUUGGAACGGCCUCACACUCUUAUGCAAUAAUAAAUUUCUUAGGCUAAAUGGUUCGUGUUAUGUACUAUGCCUUGCACUUUCAGAGCUGGAUGAAAUUCAUGUUUCAUCCAUGAAUGCUUUCGCCGAUGUGAGACCGAACUGGUACUGUGUUUUGUUCCAUCCAAACGCAGCACUCGAUUGAUCACAUGUUCCCUGGAAUUUCGAUCUUCAAUUGCCACAUUGUAGCA
Oryza brachyantha (malo sina) is the source of this 725-nucleotide messenger RNA. Its product is annotated as macrophage migration inhibitory factor homolog. Lineage: Eukaryota; Viridiplantae; Streptophyta; Magnoliopsida; Poales; Poaceae. The record is from RefSeq and is a predicted model, not a curated record. The transcript has 3 exons. The coding region runs from base 122 to 469 and encodes 115 amino acids. Gene Ontology annotation, molecular function: phenylpyruvate tautomerase activity.